AUGGCGUCGGGGACUCCGGUCGAAGAUGCUAUCAGGCAGAAGAUCACCACCGCCCUCAAACCCACAACCCUUGAAAUUUACAACGACUCGCACCUCCAUGCGCACCACAAGCCGAUGCAGGGCGUCACAUCUAGGGAGACACAUUUCCGCCUGGUCAUCACAUCCGAGGCCUUUCAGUCCAAAAUGCAGCCAGCACGACACCGGCUCGUCUACUCGUUGCUGAAGGAUGAGCUCGCCCAAGAGGGCGGCAUCCAUGCCCUUCAGCUUCGGACAAUGACUCCGGAGGAGGAAGCCAAGCGGCGCACCCAGGAAACCGGGACAGACUGA
This is a messenger RNA of Parathielavia appendiculata, 327 nucleotides long. Its product is annotated as bola-like protein. The coding region runs from base 1 to 327 and encodes 108 amino acids. The record is from RefSeq and is a predicted model, not a curated record. Gene Ontology annotation, cellular component: mitochondrial matrix. Gene Ontology annotation, biological process: [4Fe-4S] cluster assembly. The transcript is spliced from 2 exons. Lineage: Eukaryota; Fungi; Ascomycota; Sordariomycetes; Sordariales; Chaetomiaceae.